Messenger RNA from Bursaphelenchus okinawaensis, 201 nucleotides. NCBI's taxonomy places the organism in Eukaryota, Metazoa, Nematoda, Chromadorea, Rhabditida, Aphelenchoididae. The record is from the annotation of a GenBank genome assembly.
AUGACCAGAACUAUGGCUAAGGCUACGGCUAAGGAUACGGUUACAGCUACGGCUACGGCUAAGGCUAAGGCUAAAGCUAAAACUACGGCUAAGGCUAGGGUUAGGGCUAAGGCUAAGUCUACGGCUAAGGCUACAGCCAAUAAAGCUACGGCUUAUACUAGGACUAAAGCUACGGCUAAAGCUAAGGCUAGGUCUGACUAG